Nematocida ausubeli is the source of this 744-nucleotide messenger RNA. RefSeq lists its product as uncharacterized. Bases 1 to 744 code for a protein of 247 amino acids. The record is from RefSeq and is a predicted model, not a curated record. The transcript has a single exon. Lineage: Eukaryota; Fungi; Microsporidia.
AUGGAGCCAGAGGUUAUUAUAAUUGAAAUCAAUGGGAUUGGUGUAUACAAGGUGUUUUCUACUGGUAUUGCAUUUAAGGAGUGCACAAAAGAGGAGGUGGUAGGUCACCUCGACAAGAAGCUACAUGUGUUUAUUCUUGUUAGCAGUAAUGUUGAUAAGAUAAAUAUUCACAAAAUAUCAAAAUAUUUCUUUAAAGAGUCAAAGAUUGAGUCUAUGUCCGUUAUGUACUCCUCUGUCUCAACCUCUCUUGCGUUAGGGGUACAGAAUUUGUGUGUGGUCACUGUUGAAAACGGACCAAACAGCAGCAUUCUGUGGUCUGUGGAUCUUGUAAGGAAGUCCAGCCUGGACUGCACGCACUCGAUCACCCGCACAUCAACAUACGAGGAUGCCCUGGACCGUAUAUUGAAGACCCUGCACUCGUCUGUCUACAAGAGCACCACAUCAAAUAUUUACGUUAAAGGCACAAAGCCAUUGGUCGAUAAGAUUUUAACAGAACUAUCCAAGAGAAGUCUUAUUUCUCAGUCGGAAGAGGAACCGCAGGAGGAUUCUGCAGAUGAAGGAUAUAAGCUAGUUGCCUUCCCAAACUACUUCUCCUCGUACAUGCCGCACAACCUCCUUCCGGACUCUGAUAUUGUAUAUGUUGGGGCUGUUCUAACUACAAUGAUAAACUAUUUUGAGAUAAAAGAAGUUAACACGCGGGAAGACUUUGAAGCAGGCCAUACAAAGCAUCUGCUGUUGAACUAG